CUCUGCUCAACAGUUUAAUUCACGAUCUGAGGAUGAAAUAAAGUUUAAAUAAUGCGGAUAAACGAGGACACGUUACUGGAGGGACACAGAGCAGUGCUCGUGCCUUAUACACCUGAGCACGUGCCCAGGUAUCACGGGUGGAUGCAGAGUGAGGAGCUGCAGCUGCUCACAGCCUCUGAGCCUCUGACUCUGGAGCAGGAGUACGACAUGUGCAGGAGCUGGAGACAGGACACAGACAAGUGCACCUUCAUCGUGUUGGACCGGGAGCAGUGGAACGCCGGAGUGCAGGAGGAGCAGUGCAUGAUGGGAGAUGUCAACCUGUUUCUAACCGACCCCGGUGACCCCAGCCUGGCCGAGCUGGAGGUCAUGAUCGCAGAGCCCAGAUUCCGAGGAAAAGGCGUGGGGACAGAAGUGGCGUGCAUCAUGAUGAGCUACGGAAUCUCCAAACUCGGGAUUAAAAAGUUCCAGGUGAAAAUUGGUUUGGAAAAUCAGAUCAGCAUCAACAUGUUCAAGAAACUCAACUUCCGCGAGGUGUCCUCGUGUAAAGUGUUUAAGGAGGUCACUAUGGAGCUGCAGGUGGAUCCCUCCGUCCAGACCUGGAUCCUGGACCGGACUUCUCAAGUCCAGGAGCGGGACUACAGAGAGAGCUGCAAGAGGCGGAAACCAGAGUCUGGAUUAAACCAGGAUUGAACUGGGACUGAACCAGGACUAAACCAAGAGUAAACCUGAACUAAACCAAGACUAAAUCAAGACUAAACCAAGACUAAACCAGGAGUAAACCAAGAGGAAACCGGGACUGAACCAGGACUAGACCAGGACUAAAUCAGGACUAAAUCAGGACUAAAUCAGGACAAAAUCAGGACUAAACCAGGACUAAACCAGAACUGAACCAGAACUGAACCAGGACUGAACCAGGACUAAACCAAGGACUGAACCAGGACUAAAUGCUCCUGAUAACCUCAUUCUGACAGAUUUCUGGACAAACUAAAGACAUUGGACAUUGUGGUGGAGAAUUAUCAGAGCUCUACUUUCUGAAAUCUAAUAUUUUCACAUUUAUUUAUGUCGUAGUAAAAUGUGACAUGAUUGAAAUGGUUUAGUUUGUUUUACUUUUGUUUAUCACUGAACUCAGGCCUGGACCAGGUUGUGCUGUUCAGUUUGAAGUCAGUUCACUCUCAAAUGUAUUUAUUUUCAUUUAGGAAAGUAAUUCUGUUCUGAAUAUCACCAAAUGAAAGAGGAACUGUUCCGGAAACCGACCCGGCUCAGACUGAACUCAGCUCUGGUCCGAGUAUUCAGAAUAAUGACAGAAGUAACGAGAGGAGCGCACUG
Molecule: messenger RNA, 1326 nt
Organism: Periophthalmus magnuspinnatus
Lineage: Eukaryota; Metazoa; Chordata; Actinopteri; Gobiiformes; Gobiidae
Gene: nat9
Product: N-acetyltransferase 9 (GCN5-related, putative)
Exons: 6
Coding region: 52-690 (212 amino acids)
Biological process (GO): protein acetylation
Molecular function (GO): N-acetyltransferase activity
Source: RefSeq, a predicted model, not a curated record